GGGGGAGGCGGCGGCUGUUUAUUUGCAGCGGGGCAGGCGGAGCCGCGGCAGAGCGCGAGCAGCCAGCAGUGGCUCGGGCUCCUGCCUGCCCCGGCGGCACCAUGCUAGCGGCGCUGCCCGCCCGCGCCCGGCCGGAGGAGGAUGCCCCGCGCCCGCGAGGAGCCAGCCCAGCAGGAUGGUGACAACCUCCGCCAGCGGCAGGAGCCGGGAUCGAGCGCCGCUGCAGCCGCCGUCCCCGCCUCCUUCUCCUGUCCCCGCAGCCUGGGCGGCUGCUGCUGCUGCUGCCGCCGCCGCUGCUCCAGCCCGGCCCGGCUCCGGCAGCUCCCUGGCCGCGGCGCUGCUGCUGGCCGGGCUGUGCGCCCUGUGCUACGGCAGCUCUCUGCGGGGCGAGUUCGUGCACGACGACGUGUGGGCGAUCGUCAACAACCCGGACGUGCGGGCGGCGGCCCCCUGGGCGGGCGUCUUCGCCAACGACUUCUGGGGCAAGGGCAUGGCCGAGAACACCAGCCACAAGUCCUACCGCCCCCUCUGCGUCCUCACCUUCAAGCUAAACAUAUUGUUGGCUGGUAUGAACCCAUUCUAUUUCCAUGCAGUAAAUGUAACUUUACACUGUCUAGUGACUCUUGUCCUGAUGUAUACUUGUGACAAAGCUGUAUUCAAGGACAGUCGACUGGCUUUUGUCACGGCUCUCUUCUUUGCUGUGCAUCCUAUUCACAGUGAGGCUGUAACAGGUAUUGUAGGCAGAGCAGAUGUCUUAGCCUGUCUACUGUUUCUGUUGGCUUUUCUCUCCUAUAAUAGGAGUGUGGAUCAUUUUUAUGUUGGGGAACAUUUCCCUCCCACUGCCUCUCCAUUCUUCUUGCUGCUUAGUUUAUUUCUUGGGACCUGUGCAAUGCUGGUGAAAGAAACUGGAGUCACUGUGUUUGGUGUGUGCUUGGUUUAUGACUUGCUUUUCCUGUCCUACAAUAGACUUAGACUGAGAAAUGGAGGGGUGCAUCAGAGGUUCGCACGGCAGCCUGCGUCUUCUCCAUCUGCUUCGCUGCAGAGUCCUCCAUCCAGCAGGGAGAAUGGGAAGCACCGGUUUGCUCACAAAGGGACCUGGAACUCAUGCCACCCUGCAUCACCUGAAGAGCAACGGAGCAGCAGCCUUUCUGUCUCAAACAAAGCCAUGUGGGCUAUUCUUAGCUACCUGACUGCAAGUAACAACCAGAAUUUCUUGUAUACUGCAAAGCCAUUUUUGAAGAGGGCUGCUUUAGUAAUAAGUUAUGUGAUUCUUGUUUUAUAUUUCCGUUUCUGGAUAAUGGGAGGUUCCAUGCCAAUGUUUUCAGAACAGGACAAUCCAGCUUCAUUCUCACCUUACUUACUUACAAGAUUUCUAACUUAUUCGUACCUUCUGGCGUUCAAUUCCUGGCUUCUGCUAGCACCAAUUACUCUGUGCUAUGACUGGCAGGUCGGGAGUAUUCCUUUAAUUGAGUCGAUAUGGGAUGUGAGGAAUUUAGCUACAGUGCUCCUGGUGGUGGUGAUGAUAUUACUCAGCUUACAUUGCAUAACAGCAUUCAAGAAACUGGAACAUAGAGAAGUUUUAGUUGGCUUGUUGUUCCUGGUUUUCCCAUUUAUCCCAGCCAGCAACCUCUUCUUCAGGGUGGGGUUUGUGGUGGCAGAGCGAGUCCUUUACAUGCCAAGUAUGGGGUACUGUAUCCUUUUUGUCCAUGGUUUGAAAAAGCUCUGUGCCUGGUUAAAUAGAUGGGGAACUACUGCCCUGACCCUCUCUGCUUUGCUGCUGCUGCUGCUGUUCUCUUGGAAAACUGUGAAACAGAAUGAAAUCUGGUUGUCAAGAGAAUCCCUCUUCAGGUCAGGUGUGCAGACUCUGCCCCAUAAUGCCAAGGUACACUACAACUAUGCCAAUUUUCUGAAAGACCAGGGUCGUAACAGCGAAGCCAUCUAUCACUACAAAACCGCCCUCAAAUUGUAUCCUCGUCAUGCGAGUGCCCUGAACAACCUCGGCACGUUGACCAAAGACUUGGUGGAAGCAAAGGAAUACUACAGAAGAGCUCUUCAGUUAAACCCACAGCAUAAUCGAGCUCUCUUCAAUCUUGGAAAUCUGCUCAAGUCCCAAGGGAAGAAAGAGGAAGCUGUGUUCUUAUUGAGAGAUUCCAUUAAAUAUGGUCCAGAGUUUGCCGAUGCUUACUCAAGUCUUGCUUCCCUGUUGGCUGAACAGGAACAAUUUAAAGAAGCCCAGGAGGUUUAUCAGGCUGGGAUAGAGAAUUGUCCAGAGAGCUCUGAUCUGCAUAAUAACUAUGGUGUUUUCUUAGUUGAUACUGGGGCUCCUGAGAGAGCAGUGUCCCACUACCAGCAGGCCAUCUGGCUCAGCCCAAACCAUUAUGUGGCCAUGGUGAACCUGGGCAGGCUCUACCGCUCUCUGGGGCAGAACAAAGAGGCUGAAGCUUGGUACAAACGAGCGUUGAAAGUAUCGCGGAAGGCAGAAAUUCUGUCGCCACUGGGAGCUCUCUAUUACAACACGGGGCGGUAUGAAGAAGCUUUACAGGUUUACAGGGAAGCCGCAGCACUGCAGCCUUCAAACAAGGAGAUUCGACUGGCACUGGCACAGGUUUUAGCAAUGAUGGGACAAACAAAGGAAGCUGAAAAAAUGACUAACCAUAUUGUGACAGAAGAGGCCAAGUGUCUAGAAUGCUACCGCCUUUUAUCAGCCAUCUACAGCAAGCAGGAGCGUUACAGCAAGGCCCUUGAAGCUAUAGAUAAAGCUCUGCAGCUAAAACCAAAGGAUCCAAAAGUCCUAUCGGAGCUCUUUUUUACUAAAGGAAAUCAGCUAAGAGAACAAAACCUUCUUGACAAGGCUUUUGAGAGCUAUAAAGUGGCUGUGGAGCUGAACCCAGAUCAAGCUCAGGCAUGGAUGAACAUGGGAGGGAUUGAGCAUAUCAAGGGAGACUACGUCAAUGCACGUAGCUAUUACAAGAAAGCUUUACAACUGGUUCCAAACAGCAAGCUGCUGAAGGAGAAUCUGGCUAAACUGGAUCGCUUAGAGAAACGAUUGCAGGAAGUGCAGGAGAAAGAUCAGACGUAGCUAGUCGAAGGACCGUCGUGCCCCUUGCAGAAGAAAGAGAAGUGGAAGCCCAUUGGCAGAAGUGACACAGAAGGAGCUGUGAUGUGACUCAGAAUUAAGGAGGGCAAAUUUGGGGUGCACAUUUGUGUAUCACCAAAGUUGCUGGAGACCCAUCAUUUCUAUAGGGUAUGCUGAAAAAUGAGUGAAAACCCUGUUUUAAUCAAGAUUUAUGUUUGGGUUGGAUGCAUAUCACUGCCAUUAGUGCUGUAAGUGGGAGAUGCACCUUUGAUGUCCUGGUCUCUCACUUCCCAAGCUGGGUGGGCUGUAGAGGCAAAGUUCUCAUCCACUGUGGCAAGGGAUGGAGCAGUGCUUCUUGUUAGUCAACACUCGCCCAUCUAGUCCGCUUAAGGAGUACUAUUAAUGGUCUCUAAAGAAUGCCCCAUAAAGUCCUCCUCAACCAGGACGAUGGUGACAAUGAUCAGCAGAGAGCGUCAAAGGUCGUUACAGGGUUAAAGCUGGGAGAAAUGGUGGCCAUUUUUAGGUCUCCAACAAUGACUUGAAAAUGACCCCAAGGAAAUGGAGAAUGAUGUCUGGACAUGGCUGUCUCUGAAAGUGGUGAUUCUAUGACUAGGGCUGCUAGUCCUUUGAGGAAAAACCUCAGUUGAAUGGUUUACUCUGAAGAUAAUCAUUUUUGUAACUGUUCAGAUUCAUGAUAUCACAAAAUUGUCAGAAAUCACAUGACUUUUUUUCACCCAAUCAGAAUUAUAAUUUCUAUGAAAAAUUGGAACUGUCCGAUGGAAAUAUGGAAUUCUUUAAUGGCUCCACCUCCCUCCGUCCCCCACCUCCCCCAAAUCUAUAUUUUUAAAUAUUGAGUGGAAAGGCAAGUUUCCUUCAGAAUAUGAACAUUUAUUUUUGAGUGUUAUUUAUUUUUAACUUAUAAUAAAAUGUUUAAUAUAUUUUACUCUGUUUAUAAGAGUUGGACAACAUCCCUCACAGCUGGCAAUGUGGCUUGUGAUUGUUGCUUUUAUUGUAUAAAGUUAGAAAAUACAGCACCACAAGGUUGUGUUUGAAUAAUUUUCCCUGCUGAUAUUUCUAAAGCAAUUGGAUGUAGGACCAAAUUUUCAUUCAUGCAUUACCAUUGAUUUGUAGGGUUGCACCAGUUCAGCUGAGAUGAGCGUUUGAUCUGUUGUCAAUAGUAGAGGUAGCUGAGAAGGUUACCUGGGGCAGUGUAGUGAUGUGAGCUCAUCUCACAAGUUUAUUGUUUUCAUCUUAGCCCCCAUCAGGAAACCAUCAUACAGUUUGUUUCAGCCUGAUUGCCAUAACUUUGCUGAAGAGAAGCGCAGGUCAUGGAAUUAAUAGCGGGUGGUUCAGGUGGGGACUAAAGUGCAUUGAUACAGCUCUUUCAGGGAAGGGGAAGCUGUCCUGGCCCCCCAGGAUAGUAAAAAUCUGGGGGAAAAUUUCUCUCUCUCAUCCCUCCCUUGCACCCAUGCAUCCUUUAUAUAAAAUACUCAUUUGUCACUGAAGUUAAAUAGGUGUUAACAAAAUCAGACAAAACAGAGUUUUUCGAGUGUGAUUUUAAAUCUCUUCCCCUUUCCAUUGCUCAGUUUUCUGUCUCUUGACUCUUGUGAUGUCAUCAUUUCACUAGUUCUGUUAUCGUAGGCUUUGUCUGGACUAGCAUUUGUCCUCCUCUGGUAAUUGAUUAUAAAUGCUAAUCUAGACACAAACAUUUGCAGAGUAUCAGGACAUGGGGGCUCAGCCUCGUGCAAACCACAAAACUGUGCGCUCCAGAACAAACAUUUGUGGAGCGCCUCAGUUAUCAACAUAAUUAGCAUUUAUGAUCAACUAGCUCCAAUUAUAACAAGACCACCAGCUCUAGUCUAGACAAAGCAUGAGCCCCAGGCUAGACAGGACCUGGAUUUUUAAUAUAAAAGGAGGCAACAUAAAUCUUCCCUCCCCAAAACAAACAAACAUAUAAACAAAAAAAACCCACAUAGGACCCCAAAUCGUCAUGCCUUCUUUACACAUCAGAAGAAAAUCAAACAAAGGCACAGUCUCAGUUAUUGCCCCUUUACAGAUUACCUUUAAAAAUGAAAUGAUCCUUUACAUUCCUAAUUUCUCCAAAUCAGGGUAACUGCCGACUUGAUGGGGCUGAAAGACUGGAUCUGGGUGUGAAAAUUUGUCCCUUUCCACCAUUGCAUGUACAUACAGAACAGAGAGCUGGGAGCGCAACAGAAUAGGUUAGGGUAAGAGAAAGCUGACUGGGGAAAGAGGACCUCAAAAAAACCUUGUCUUGAAAAUAGCCACAGGGUUGGUUUAGUAGUCAAGAUUUUUGAGGUCGUUUAAGUGAGAUACAGUCCCACUAAAAAAAUAAUGUAACAUCCAAAUUUUACACUUCUUAUAACUUUUUUUUUUUUACACAUACGUGGGGCUCAAAGUAUGGCUCUGAUGUUGAUAUUAUUCUCUUGGGAUCAAUUGUGGAUAAUUUCCACCACCCAUUUCCCUUUUGGGGAAGCAAUGAUUCAAAAGCUAUUAAGGGACUGGGGUAGAAUUUAUGGUACAAAUUUAGGCCAUUUGAUCAAGAGGUUCCCAAUAUAUGUCCUUCCCCUGCAUUAUGAGCUUCUUUCAAUUUUCAUAGUACUCUAAAAUCCACAUGCAUAAUGAGAUUAUCUAAGAUAUUGGUACACCACAACAGGGGCAAUGGUGCAAGUUCGGAGUAAUUUGGUUCAGACAUUCCUCAGAUACUGUUCUCUCCCCCUGCCCCCGCCCCCAUAAGAAGAAGAUUUUAAUAUUCCAGUUGCUCUAAAACCGAUGUUCAUAGUGAACAAUGGUAUUCCACAACUGAAACUGAGCUAGAGGGGAGCUUCCAUUGAGAUGACUGGGUCAUUUCACACCACCCAGAGCCAUUGUGUUAAACUAUUAAUCUCUUUGGAGCAUCCUAAUUCAUCUGAGUAUACCCCACUGAGCUGAAUGGGCCCUUCCACACAUGAACAGUAUGCCUGUACUGCAGAGGGCUUUGCAGAGCCCCUUCCUUUACACUAGCUCCCUGAAGUAGAUACAAAGUCUGGGGCUCCCUGCUAUUCUUCUUGCUGCCUCCAGCUGGUAGACGUGCUCCUCACAGGCCAUCAGUUACCAUCCUCCUUUCUUCCCAUGUCCCUUCCAGCCCUACUGGGGGCAUGGUGGGACCAGGAGGAGGGCAGAGCUGGUAGCUAAAGUGGCAGAUCAUUCCCCUCCCGCGGGUGGCCUCCAAUCAUACCCCCUCACUAACACCUCUUCCUCAAGAAACAAGGGAAAUUAACUGCCCAAAAACGUGGUUAAUGCAGGCCUUGUUUACACUACAGCGCCUUUGCCAGCAUAGCUAUGCCAGCUAGACUCACCCCUGCUUAGUAUCCUCUUCAAUUCAAGAAGUGCGUUUCAGAUUCUUACUGGCACUGCCAGUCUGACAUGCCUUCUCUGGCUUGUCAGAUUGGGUUUGCACCUGCUGGUGAACCACAGCACCACUCAUAAGACUGCUUCCCAGGCUGAUGAACCACCUGUAGUUCAUUAAUUUUAUACCAGUGUAACUCCGCUGUUUUCAUCGGGGUUGCUCCUGAUUUACACUGCUACAAAUGAGGAGAGAAUCAAUUGAGGCACUGACUCCAAGCACCCAUGGAAAAAAAUAGUUGGGAUGAUCAGCAUCCACCAACCACAGCCAUUCAGCUGGGCUGCCAUUCAGCUGUUCGGCAGCUGGCAUGAGACCUUGAGGGAAGGGGCAGAGCAGGGACAGAAAGAGGUGGAGGGAGGGUGGGGCCUCGGGGGAGGAGGCAAAGUGGGGCGGGGCCUCGGGGCAGAGUGGGGGUGGAGCACCCACUGGGAAAAAUGUCAGCGCCUAUGUGGUAUGGCAUGCAAGGCUGCGCCGCCGGCCCCUGCAGGCGUGGUUAGCUUCAGUGUACUCACUGAAAAGAUGCCACUUGGACUCAGUACUUACAGUUCCACCCGGGUCUUCGACUGGUCGAAGGACCCCGGUUGGCAAUGGCAGGUGUUCCCUUUGUUGCUCCCCCAGCCAUCAGUGUCCCUAGUGUUGGAUGCUUCAGACCUAGGCUGGGGAGCCCACCUUGAUCCCCUCAGGACACGGGGCCUGUGGUCACAGGAAGAGCUCUCCCUGCAUAUGAAUGUCAGGAAGCUCAGAGUGGUCUGCUUAGCUUACCAAGUGUUUCUUUCCCAGAUCACAGGCAAGGUAGUUCAAGUACUGACAGACAACACCACGGCCAUGUUCUACAUCAACAAGCAGGGAGGAGCAGGCUCCUCUGCCCUAUGUCAGGCCAUGUCUACACUACCGGCUAAAUCGACACCGCUGCAAUCAAUGCAGCGGUGUCAAUUUAGCAGGUCUGGUGAAGACAUACUAAGUUGAUGCAGAGUGUUCUCCUGUCGACAUUUGUACUCCACCUCCCCAAGAUGUGGAAGCUAUGUCGACGGGAGACCAUCUCCCGUCAACAUAGCGCAGUGUAGACACCACUGUAAGUCAACCUAAGUUACGUCAACUUCAGUUCUGUAACUUAUGUAACUGAACUAGCGUAACUUAAUUCGACUUACGAUGUUAGUGUAGACCAGCCCUCAGAAGGCCAUCCAUCUAUGGGACUUCUGCGUGAAGCACUACAUCCACCUCAAGGCUUCCCAUCUUCCAGGAGCGUGGAACACCAUGGCAGAUCGCCUCAGUAGAUCUUUCUUCUCUCAUCACGAGUGAUCCCUUCACCCAGAGGUCACCAGUUCAUCUUCCAAAGGUGGGAAUCUCCCCAGGUAGACUUGUUCGUGACCAAGCAGAACAGGAAAUGCCACCAAUUUUGCUCACUGCGCCGGCACAGCCCACACACCUUCCUGCUCCAUGGACCGAGCUCCUAUUCUAUGCAUUUCCUCCAGUUCCUCUGGUACACAAGACCCUUCUAAAAAUCAAGUGAGACAAGGCGAGAGCUAUUCUUAUAGCCCUGGCAUGGCCAUGCCAACUCUUGCUUGGCAUGCUGCUAGACUUAUCAGUAGCACCCCUGCUAUCGCUCCCACUCCGCCCAGGCCUGAUCUCGCAAGACCACAGCCGUUGAUUCCACCCAAACUUCAGGUCCCUUCACCUGGCUGCAUACACGCUCCAUGGCUGAACCCAAAGGAGCAAGCCUGUUUGGAACAAGUUCGACAGCCAUCCACUAGGGCUACCUGCCUCACCGAGUGGAAGCGUUUCUCAAUAUGGUCAUCAUAACGAGGCCUUUCUCUAACUCAGUCUUCCCUUCAGUCUGUUCUGGACUACUUGCUCCACCUAAAACAACAAAUUCUGGCCCUUGCAUCUAUCAAGGUACGCCUAACAGCAACUUCACCCUACCACCCGCCAAUGGGCAGUAAGCCGUUUUUCUCUCCCAAGAUGACAAUCCACUUUCUUAAGGGUUUAGAGAGACUUUACCCUCAAGUUCGCGAACCGAUUCCCCCAUGGGAUUUGAACUUGGUCCUAUCAAAACUCACGGGCCCUCCCUUUGAGCCGCUAGCAUCAUGUCCUCUGCUGUUUCUCUCCUGGAAGUUCGCCUUCCUGAUAGCGAUUAUCUCAGCCAGAACGGUCUCUGAAAUCCGGGCCCUUACGUCAGAACCACCGUACACUGUGUUCUUCAAGGACAUGGUUCAACUACGCCCCCAACCAGCCUUCCUGCCAAAGGCGGUCUCGCAGUUCCAUACCAAACAAGCCUCAGUCUUCUUCCCGAAGCCACUCAAGAAUUCAGAAGAAUGAUGGCUUUACUCGUUGGAUGUUAGGCAUGCCCUCGCCUUCUACUUCGAGAGGACUAAACCGUUUCAUAGAUCCACACAACUGUGUGGUAAUAGCAGAGAGGAUGAAAGGCCUACCGGUUUCAGCCCAGAGAAUCUCAUCCUCCUGUGGCAUGCUACGAGCAGGCGAAUGUUCCACUGCUUGCCAUUUUGACAGCUCAUUCCAUGAGAGCUCAGACCCCAUUUCAGGCCCAGGUUCCGAUCCAAGACAUCUGCAGGGUUGCAACCUGGUCGUCAGUGCAUACCUUUUCAUCCCACUCUACCAACAACGAGGAGUCUGGUGGCACCUUAAAGACUAAAAGAUUUAUUUGGACAUAAGCUUUCAUGGGUAAAAAACCCUCUUCUUCCAUGCAUCUGAAGAAGUGGAUUUUUUACCCACGAAAGCCUAUGCCCAAAUAAAUCUGUUAGUCUUUAAGAUGCCACCAGACUCCUCGCUGUUUUUGUGGAUACAGACUAACACAGCUAUCCCUCUGAUACUUGAUCCCACUAUACCAUCACCUAACAGGCUCGAGAUGACAUUAAGUUCGGGAGAGCAAUGUUACAGAAUGCGUGUCCAUGAACUCUGAGCCCACCUCCUUGGGUACUGCUUGUGAGUCACCUAACGUGGAAUGGACAUGAGCAAGCACUCGAAGAAGAAAAAACAGCUACUGACCUUCUGUAACUGGUGUUCUUCGAGAUGUGUUGCUCACGUCCAUUCCACAAACCACCCUCCUCCCCCAGCACCAAAUGGUGCUAGAGUGCACUGAGGGAAAAAUCGCUGGCAACGGUGCAUGUGGUGCACGCACACAGCUAACAUAGAAUGGACAUGAGUAACACAUCUCAAAGAACAACAGUUAUGGAAGGUCAGUAAGAAUUUUUUCCCCAGCUCAAUCGGACUGUGGAGAUGUCCAGGGGCAUGCCUCUAAUAGCUGGAUGGGGACUGAUGGAGACUUCGCAUUCCUGUGCUUCUCCCUCCUGAUCAUCUUCACUUUAUAAAGUGAACAGUUCAAACAAGGGCCAAGUAAACUGCAAGUGUGUGUCUGGGUUGGCAUUUGGGGACCCGUUCACACCUGGCAAAAUUAUAUUAUUACCCUUCUAUCUCCUCUACCUGCAUUAUUGCUCAUACUUGUCUUUUAGGGACAGAUCAGCAGCAGUUCUCUUGUCACUCAUCCUUGGAUGAUUCUGCUCCCCAGCCUGGUCAUGGCUGUUGGGUCGUUUAGCAUGUGACUUCUGGGUUUCCCCCAAGACACCUUCCACUCGGUUCUCCAAUAAUUCAGUCUGACUCCAGUCUCGUCAUUCAGGUUUCUUUAUUUGGCAGCAAAGCGAUGCUGAGAUGAUCAGACUCAAGCAUAUGGUGUAGGUAUAGGACAUAGCACACAUCCAAUAAGUUACACGGUAAGCCUCUUUCUUUAUAUACAUUUACUAUACAUUGCAUCACACAUUUUGAGAUUGGCUUGGUCGCUUUGUAGGAACCAAUCCCUGUACAACCAAGCUCUGCCCACGCACUCUCCAUGCACUGUCCAUGCAUGACUGACUCUUUACCUAAUCUUAUGUUUCAGCCUUAUUUUGCCCAUUGUAGAUGGUUCCCUGGGUGUUCCCCCUUAUCUUAGCUAAUACGGACAUUCUGCUUCCAUCCUGCUGAUCCAUUUACCACCCUAAUCCUGUUUCCCAAGAAAUGAGGCCUCACCCAUGUCCAGUUACUCAUGUCAAGGCAGGCUAUUUGCAUGAAGUAGUUACAUAGUGUCGGCCUUUCCCUAACACAGUGAAGGAAUUGCCAGGCUCCCCGUCUUAGAGUUGCCAUAGGGCAGCCAAAAUUUUUGGUACAAAGUCAGAAUUGGCCUCCCUGGGAGUCAGGCUGGCAAAGCCCCAUGGAAGGCUGUGCGGGCAAAAUGAGUGCUAAAGUGGUUUUUGAGGCCUGCCAGUUCUCCCACAGUAGAAUUUUAGUUAGUUCAUAACAAAGUUUCAGAGCUCAAACAAUGUGCAUAUAUCCAUAGAAGCCCAUAGCGCUUUAAACCAUUGGAAGAAUACCGUAUAGUGAGAACUACAGGUUUUCCAUCAAUAUGUACCAUGGAGGGAGUGACUCCAUUAUAGUGGGAGUAUGUGAAAGAGUUGAACAGGAGGCAUCAUACAGGUGAAGCUCUCUCCCUUUUGCCCUGCAGAACCUAAUUUCUUAGCACCAGCACCAAGGUUUCCUCUUAGAAGUGUAACUUGUCAAAGCAGAGCAUGGAGAUUAACCCACUCAACUCCCCUUUAAGCUCAAUCACACCCUGAUCCUGCAAAGGGCAGAUCCUUAAAACAAACGGCUAAGGGGGGAAAUGAUAGAGGUCUAUAAAAUCACAACUGGUGUGGAAAGUAAAUAAGGAAGUGUUAUUUACUCUUUCUCAUAACACAAGAACUAGGGGUCACCAAAUGAAAUUAAUAGACAGCAGGUUUAGAACAAACAAAAGGAAGUAUUUUUUCACACAACACACAGUCAACCUGUAGAACUCCUUGCCAGAGGAUGUUGUUAAAGCCAAGACUAUAACAGGGUUCAAAAAAGAACUAGAUAAGUUCAUGGAGGAUAGGUCCAUCUAUGGCUAUUUGCCAGGAUGGGCAGGGAUGGUGUCCCUAGCCUCUGUUUGCCAGAAGCUGUGAACAGGUGACAGGGGAUGGAUCACUUGAUGAUUACGUGUUCUGUUCAUUCCCUCUGGGGCACCUGGCAUUGGCCACUGUGAGAAAACAGGAUACUGGGCUAGAUGGACCAUUGGUCUGACCCAGUAUGGCUGUUCUUAUGCCCCCAUAGAGACUCAUUGAGAUCACUGGGGCUCAGGAUGGGGGGCAAUGGGUUGCUGUGUGGAUAACUUUGUAGAACUGGGGCCUUAGUGCCCAAUCUUGUGAGGUGUUUGCACCAUCAAUUAACUUCCACUAAGAUUAAGGUGGGUGCUCAGCAUCUCACAGGAAGGGCCCUUUGCACAUGGCAUGCUCGGAUCCUGAGUGAGAAGGAUACUAUUGAAUAGUAUCACGUGCUGGACGUUGGCAGAGCUAUUGUUUAUAAAGAUGCUUGUGUCAAUGCCACAAGCUAUCCCAUGAGCCAAAGCUUUCUGAGAUGAGUUUCCUGUAGCCCAACAGCACUUUGACAUCUAGCUGAAGACAGCUGAGAAUGCAGGUGGGAAGGUAUUAGGGGCAGCGUGGAUGGGAGAAUCUUUUGUUUUUAAAAAUUGUAUAAAGUAGACACUGGGCCUCAGAAAAGUAAGACAGACAGAAAUAAAGAAGAUAUAUUCUCCAUGCCCCACACAUAUGGCUUUAAAAUGUGACCAAUUAUAUUAUUUUUCAAAUGAAAAAAAAAGUUGUAUUUUUUUAAACAAUACUUUGAGAGGGGAAGGGAGUUUGUUUAGCUGAAAGUUGUGUGUGUCCUUUCUGACUGACCUAAUAGGAGGGCUGUGUGGUUAUCACAAUAGCAUUCAAUCAAGGCCAUCCCAUCCUGUUAAAACUUGUACUUGUGCAAAUGUAGAAUAGAUUUCUCGUGUCCCUCCCGGAUCCAGGAGAAGAUAUUGGCCCUGACCAAUAGGAGACACGCAGUACUGUUCCAACGCUAGCUUCUCAGUUGAGCAACCCAGGGAAACCAGCCCAGCAUGAGGUGGUUGGUUUGGCUAGAGGGCAUGUUUGUGCUCAUUGUAUUGUCAUCUCUGCCUGUCUUUGGUCUUGUACAUUUCAGUUGCCUGCCAAGGCACAAGAAUAAUGCUCUUGUAAAUUUGGCUGGCAACAUGUUGAUAUGCAAAGUGGUUUAAUCCCACCCUUUUCACAGCUGUGAAAGGCUGUGUAUUGCCCCUCAUGAAACAGGUUUAAGGCAAUCUUUGGGAGAGGAGGAGCUCAUUUAAAUAAUCCCUCUUUCCCUAACCAGCACUUUAUGGCCCAAACCCAGCCAAAUAAUAGUGUAGAAACUGUGUAUUCUGCAUCCUGGCAGAGUCCCUGGGGAACUGACUAAAGCCAUGAUGCUGCAAAGCAGUUAAGCAUGUGCGUAGCUCUAAGCUCACAAGUAAUCCUAUUGGCUUCAAUGGGACUACUUCCGUAAAGUGCUUUGCUGGAUCAAGGCAGUUAUCUUGUGAAAGGCUUACUGCAGAUAAGGAACAAUAAUGGCCCAGUAAUAUGCAAUAGGUUACCUCAGCCAAAAGGAAAUUUUACUGUGAAGACAAAUAGAGCAAGUUAACCUGUGAUUAAAUGGAUCUUAUUCGAAGUAAUGGUAGAAAACAUCCUCUCCCUUUGGUUUUAUAUAGCUCAUAAAAUAAACUAUGAAUACUUUGGUUUCUGCCUACUGCAGUAUUCAGCAUGCUUAGUACGAACUAUGAAUGUAUAUUUUGCUGAAAACCUUAACAGGUGGUGGCUAGCUCUUUCCCUUUUGAAGUGACAUUAUCUAAACACACGUCUACAGAUGCACAUCAGCUUAAUCCAAAGUGGAGAAUUAACCCAGAGCUGGAAAGAUAGGACUUUUGUGCUAACUAUACAUUUCAAUCUCAAAUGGCAAACUAAAAAGCUGUCAUUCUGUUUUUGGGGGGGGGGGGGGGGUUGGUUGUAUUUUCUCACCGAGAAUAAUGUUCUAAACUAAUGAGUCUUUUGGAAGUUUGGGGGUUUUUUUGUAUUACAUCCUGCUUAUUUAAAAUCCAACACUCUUUGCUCCUCCCCUACUGCCAUCUCUCAGAAAGAAAGGAUUUAGGAAGGACACUUUUAUACUUCACUUGGACGUUUUGGGCUAGAUUUUUAUAAAAAUGUCCAGGCAAGUCGUUUUGGCCAAGCAACACGUAUGUGCAUCAGAGAAAGUGGCCUUCAUUUCAGACUGAAAUAGACCACAAAUAAAAGAUGAGAGAGCGAGGCAACACAUAGAUGCCCACGCAAAGUUGUGCCCUCUCUCAUGCAUAUAAAUUCUAACGUUCAGAGAUUGAGCACCUACAACUCUACCUAAAAUGAACAGGAACUGUAGCUGCUCAGCACCUUUGAAAAUCAGGCCAAUAUUGCGUAAACUAUUUUUCUCGUGAUUUAAGACACACAGGUUUUAGUUACUAGCUCAUACUUCGAGCUGUUUUGUAUAUGCUCAAUAUACACAUAGUGCAUGCUUAAAUUCUGUUGAAGUCAACAUGUGUGUUUGCACCUGCUUGAAAUUUCUGUGCAUUUUAUUGCACACCCCAUUCCUGCUUUUCACAUGUGAAGAUGACAACCUUUUGAAAAUCUAGCCCUAAGGGAUUUUUACUUUAUGGGGACUCAUGCAAUAGUUUUCUAAUGUAGGAGUUUUCUUUCAUGUACACUUAAACGGAGCAGCAAAAAGAAAAAUUGCUUGGUCUACAAUAGUGUUUUAAUGUGGCAAAGCUGCAUAAGGUGAUCUUUAUAACUUUGUGGAAAACUUCCUUGCCAUGUUUAUACCGACUUGCUGAAAACUUCUUUCUUCUGGGAAAUUUGCCCCAGCAGCAUCCUCUAUGAAAGUUACAGCUUCUGCAAAUGUAUUACUAUAGAAAUCUCUUUGCCUGAAGUGGUUGCCAUGCUGCUUUCUCCUUCUAUCAUGGGGGAGUUAUUUGCAUUGACUGUUGUUCAUAUUGUUCUUAUUUCUGUUCCUAUGUUUGUAUCAGUUAUGCAUAUCUUAUUUUUAAAAAGCCCACUAAUUAGAAAUGUUUACAAAUUAAAUUCACACUUUUAAGCAGCUGGAUGUAUGUCAGUAGUACAGUAUUUUGAAAAACCUUUGCUUUUUCACUGUGGGAUACGUUUUUGCCUAAUGGAGUUAUGAUCGGAGAAGUCUUUCCAAAAGAAAAUGUAUGUAAAUGUCUAUUUUAUAUAAAAGUGAGCAAACAAA
Chelonia mydas (Green sea turtle) is the source of this 14624-nucleotide messenger RNA. It is a transcript of the gene TMTC1, whose product is annotated as transmembrane O-mannosyltransferase targeting cadherins 1. Gene Ontology annotation, biological process: protein O-linked glycosylation via mannose; RNA processing. The transcript is spliced from 20 exons. Lineage: Eukaryota; Metazoa; Chordata; Testudines; Cheloniidae. The coding region runs from base 176 to 3079 and encodes 967 amino acids. Gene Ontology annotation, molecular function: protein binding; mannosyltransferase activity. The record is from RefSeq and is a predicted model, not a curated record.